CCCGUCUGCUGUGUGUGUGAGUUCGGUGACAUCAACAAGACACGCAGAUCCGUGUUCUCUGGGGGGGUUUACAUUAACUCAGACAUAAUCAAGGCUCUAGGGACAUCGCACAGCUCUUUAGACAGCAGAGGGGAAGAGGGAUCUGGUGGUGUAUAUUUCCAGCAGUUUUCCAGCAGGAGUUACUGAAGGAUCUAUCACAGACUAUCAGCAGGGUUCAUGAAACUUUGCUACGAUUUGCGAGCUGGGGCUGCCAUACACAAUGUUAAGGUAAAGCCUAAAGCAGCUGUGUUGAACAUGCUAAAGCGGCUGGACAAAAUAAGAUUCCGUGGUCCAAAGCGAGAUGACUUCCUGGAUUUACCCGAGUCCCCCACGGGGUCGGACACUGAAUGUAGUGAUGACAUGCUGCUGAGACCUCGACCUUCAAUACGAGACAAUGACGAGCAAAGAGACCCUGCUGGUUUGGGGACUUUGUCUGUCAUGCAAGACCUGAGGAGUGAAUCGGAACGUCUCAAUGAGGUCAAGGGCCAUUUGGAAAUUGCCUUACUGGAGAAACACUUCCUACAGGAGGAACUACGGAAGCUACGAGAAGAAACCAAUGUGGAGACCCUAAAGCAGGAGCUGGAGAGAGAACGCAGCAGAAGACUUGACCUGGAACAGAAGAUGAGUGAUGUGCUGAAGACCAGGUGUGAAGAUUCUCCACCUCAGCCUCCACGGAAACAGCAGCCACCUGCAGCUAACGGCACAGACAAACAGCAGAAGGAGACGGUGUGUUCGCGGCUGCAGAGCUGGCUCUAUGAUCGGUUUGGGGUUUAUAUAGAGGAUUUUCGCUUCCAGCCCGAGGAGAACACGGUUGAGGCUGAGGAGCCACUAAGUGCUAAAAGAUUAACAGAAAAUAUGCGACGACUUAAACGGGGUGCCAGACCGGUGACAAAUUUCUUACGGAAUCUUUCCGCCUUAUCCAACUGGCACUCAGUAUAUACAUCAGCGAUUGCCUUCAUUAUUUAUAUGAAUGCAGCAUGGCAUGGCUGGGCUAUACCUUUGUUUCUAUUCUUAGCCAUUCUGAGGUUGUCAUUGAACUACCUCAUAGCCAGAGGAUGGAGAAUUCAGUGGAGUAUUGUGCCUGAAGUUUCUGAACCUGUGGAACCUCCAAAGGAAGAUCUAACUGUGUCUGAAAAGUUUCAGUUAGUUCUUGAUGUUGCACAAAAAGCACAGAAUCUUUUUGGUAAGAUGGCAGACGUGUUGGAGAAAAUCAAAAAUUUGUUCAUGUGGGUCCAGCCUGAGAUCACUCAGAAAUUGUACAUCGCUCUGUGGGUGGCCUUCAUCUCCUCCUGCGUCCUGCCCUACAAGCUGAUGGGCUUCAUGAUCGGGCUUUACGCGGGCAUCAAGUUCUUUAUUAUAGACUUCCUGUUUAAGAGCUGCCCAAAACUCCGAGACAAAUACGACACUCCGUACAUCAUGUGGAACAGCCUGCCCACCGACCCUCAGCUGAAAGAACGCAGCAAUGCCACUGUGUCACGACGGCUGUCUGGGUGUGAGAAGAUCCAGCCGGUUGUAUCACGAAGUACUUUAGCCACCAUCCCGGCCGGAGUGACCCGAGAAGAAGAGAGUGGCCGUGCACACAGCACAAAGAAAGGAGCAUUCCAUGAGAUCUUCAACCUACCUGAGGUUGAGAGACCUCUGCCCGUAUGUGAGAAUGGAUGGAGAUGCUGUCUGAUAAACAGAGACAGGAAGAUGCCGACUGACUACAUUCGCAAUGGGAUGCUCUAUGUCACUGAGAACUACCUGUGUUUUGAGAGCUCCAGUUCAAGAUCAGGGUCUUCAAAGAAGAACAAAGUCAUCAAACUGGUGGACAUCACAGAUAUCCAGAAGUACAAAGUUUUAUCAGUUCUGCCUGGGUCUGGAAUGGGCAUUUCUGUUGCCACCCCGUCAACACAGAAGCCACUUGUCUUUGGUGCCAUGAUACACAGAGACGAGGCCUUUGAGACGAUCUUUACCCAGUACAUGAAGAUCAUGACCACAGCCAACCCUGAGACGUAACUCACCCUUUAUCCUUCUGGAGGAUUUCUCAUUUGGAAAAAGAUGAGACCAGUGUUUCCUGUCUGGUUUACUGGUUAACAUCUCAAAGACUUUUCCAACCUGAGGGAUGCAGACGGCUUCUCGUCAUGCGACUGUGACCUUUUUGGCUUUUUAAAGAUGAGCACACUGAUCAGUGUACAGACUUGUGUUUUCUACUCGUCUCUCAGUGAUUCAGAUUUCAUGUCUGGUUUUAUCCUGGAAGAGGUUUGUAAAAUGAAGCCGAUCACACAGGAUGGUCUUUAACACUUUAAACACUGCAAGAAAAAUCGGUAUUAAUAAGUAUUUUUGCUCAAAAGAAAAUUGACCACAAUUUGUUCAUUUGUUAGGUAAAACAAAUGAAAAUCUUAAUUUAAGAUAUAUUUAUCUGAAACAAAGUAUUUUGCUUUUCAAUUCCAUUUAGCUUUAAACAAAAUUUUGAUAUUUUAUACUGGAAAACAAGACAAAAAUACUGAUUAAUAUAAAAUGCAAUUUUGCAGUAAUUGCAUUAUAAGGUGUGUUCACACCUAUAGUGUUUUGCAGAAACAAAUUGAAAGGAAAUGUAUUAAUUUUUAAUCAGAGUUUGAGCAAUUUUAGGCACUUGUGCACUAUAUUCGAUCUUGACCUUCGCAGCUCUCAAAUUUAAUUUAUGCUAGUGGUCAGCUGGAAAAAAAAAUACUGUUUUUUAUUCAGGUCAGUUAUAAAGUUAAACUUUGUGCAAACUUUCAUUGAAAAUGAAUGUAAAUGAACUUUGUCACUGCAAAUCACUAUCAGUGCAAAUGACCUUUAAAACUGAUAAACAAAGCCUUGUUUUUCUUUUCUUUUUUAACAUUUGUUUACAUUGUCGCUGUGUGCACAAAUCGUACACACAAACUCACUUAAAUCUCACCUCCCAGCAAAGUGUGCUUCAUGUGUUUUUAGCAGAAUAUCUUCCCAAAUUUUACUUUGGGAAAGUGUAGUUUCGAACGGUUUAAAAUGCCUUUCUUUUAUUUUUGUAAUGUCAUAGCAGUCAGCAGAAUCAUUGCUCAUCUAUUGAUUCACUUACAUUUGAAAACACUAGAUAUGAAGGGUGUCAAACUCAGAAACUAACAUUUGGUUGCACUUUAUUUUGCAGUAGUAUACUUGCAGUGUACUGUGUACUUAAACAAGAAAGUUCUGAAUAAUAUAAGGUAACUACUUGGGGUUAAUAUGAGUUCAGUUAAGGUUUAGGGUUAGUACCUACAGUAGUUAAUUAUAAUAAGUGCAUAGUACAUACAUGGUGAACAGGACUGUAAAGUAAAGUGCAACUGAAGAUUUUUACCAAGUAUUUCAUGUAUGUCCGUCUUAUUGAUAAACACUAGUUACUUGUAAAUGUUUUGUCACUUUAAACUGUUACUAAAUGAAGUAAAAUUCAGUACAGAACAUCUUCUAUUCACAUAACACAUUCACAAAGCGACUCUAAACUCAUCUUGAUGACAAUCUUUAGGCUCUUUUGAAAAAUCUUUAGGUGAAUCUCAUCGAGAAAUAUCCAAAUCAUAUUUUACCCCAAAAUCAAAAGAAUGCUAAGUAACGAC
Sinocyclocheilus anshuiensis is the source of this 3605-nucleotide messenger RNA. RefSeq names its product GRAM domain containing 4a (gene gramd4a). The record is from RefSeq and is a predicted model, not a curated record. Gene Ontology annotation, biological process: apoptotic process; negative regulation of toll-like receptor 9 signaling pathway. The coding region runs from base 217 to 2037 and encodes 606 amino acids. Lineage: Eukaryota; Metazoa; Chordata; Actinopteri; Cypriniformes; Cyprinidae. The transcript has 22 exons.